Messenger RNA from Diceros bicornis minor, 978 nucleotides. RefSeq names its product olfactory receptor 10AG1-like. The record is from RefSeq and is a predicted model, not a curated record. Gene Ontology annotation, molecular function: olfactory receptor activity; G protein-coupled receptor activity. The transcript has a single exon. Gene Ontology annotation, biological process: G protein-coupled receptor signaling pathway. Gene Ontology annotation, cellular component: membrane. Lineage: Eukaryota; Metazoa; Chordata; Mammalia; Perissodactyla; Rhinocerotidae.
AAUUUACUAUAUCUGCAGAUGGAGUGCAAAUUCAAAACAGAAAACUCAAAUAUCACUAUAAUGAUGGAGUUUGUUCUCUUGGGGUUUUCUGAUAUUCCCAAUAUCCAAUGGAUCCUUUUUGGGAUGUUUUUAGUCAUCUAUCUGAGUAUCCUGAUGAGCAACAGCAUCAUAAUACUGGUAACAAAAAUUGACUCUGCUCUCUAGACCCCCAUGUAUUUUUUUCUCAGCAAUUUUUCAUUUUUAGAAAUCUGUUAUGUCACAGUCACUAUCCCAAGAAUGCUCAUGGACCUUUUGACCCAGAAAGGAAACAUUUCUUUCUUGGCCUGUGCUACGCAAAUGUGUUUUGUUUUUAUUCUUGGAGGCUCAGAGUGUCUCCUUCUGACAGCAAUGGCCUAUGACCGCUAUGUGGCCAUUUGUGACCCUCUGCACUAUCCUCUAGUCGUGAACCACAAGGUCUGUGUCCAGCUGGUGGCUGCCUCCUGGAUCAGUGGAGUUCCAGCUGUAGUUGGGCAAAUAUGUCAGAUUUUCUCUCUGCCCUUUUGCGGGUCUAACAGAAUUAAUCAUUUCUUCUGUGACAUCCCCCCAAUACUCAAGCUUGCUUGUGGAGACACAUUUGUGAAUGAAAUAGCAGUCUAUGUAGCUGCAGUGGUAUUUACCAUGGUUCCAUUUCUUUUGAUUGUUGUCUCCUAUGGCAAAAUUAUCUCCAACAUUCUGAAACUGUCAUCAGCCAGAGGGAGGACUAAAGCCUUCUCCACCUGUUCCUCUCACCUGAUGGUUGUAGUCUUAUUCUACGGAACAGCUACUAUUACUUAUUUACAACCCAAACCUAAUCAGUCUGAAAGAAGUGGGAAACUGAUCUCUCUUUUCUAUACCGUUUUGACCCCAACGUUGAAUCCUAUUAUAUAUACGCUGAGGAACAAAGACAUUAUGGUGGCACUGAGAAAACGAGUAAGUUAUUAUUGUGACUCAAAGACUUGA